This is a messenger RNA of Vombatus ursinus (common wombat), 857 nucleotides long. It is a transcript of the gene RIMS4, whose product is annotated as regulating synaptic membrane exocytosis 4. The transcript has 6 exons. The coding region runs from base 1 to 813 and encodes 270 amino acids. Gene Ontology annotation, cellular component: presynaptic membrane; cytoskeleton of presynaptic active zone. NCBI's taxonomy places the organism in Eukaryota, Metazoa, Chordata, Mammalia, Diprotodontia, Vombatidae. The record is from RefSeq and is a predicted model, not a curated record. Gene Ontology annotation, molecular function: small GTPase binding; transmembrane transporter binding. Gene Ontology annotation, biological process: regulation of membrane potential; regulation of synaptic plasticity; positive regulation of synaptic transmission.
AUGGAGCGCUCUCAGAGCCGCCUCAGCCUGUCCGCCUCCUUCGAGGCGCUCGCCAUCUACUUCCCCUGCAUGAACUCCUUCGACGAAGAGGACGCUGAUGGAGAUGGCCGGAGACUAAAGGGAGCCAUUCAACGAAGCACAGAGACUGGCCUGGCCGUGGAGAUGCCCAGUCGGACCUUGCGUCAAGCCAGCCAUGAAUCCAUUGAGGAUAGUAUGAACAGCUAUGGCUCCGAGGGCAAUCUUACCUAUGGAGGUGUGUGCCUCGCAUCUGAUGCUCAGUUCAGUGACUUCCUGGGCAGCAUGGGGCCUGCACAAUUUGUGGGACGUCAGACUUUAGCCACCACAUCCAUGGGAGAUGUGGAGAUCGGGUUGCAGGAGAGGAAUGGACAGCUUGAAGUGGACAUCAUCCAAGCCCGAGGUCUAACAGCCAAACCAGGCUCCAAGACCUUGCCAGCGGCCUACAUCAAGGCCUACCUGCUGGAAAAUGGUGUGUGCAUUGCCAAGAAGAAGACCAAAGUAGCUCGGAAGUCUCUGGAUCCCCUGUACAACCAGGUGCUCCUGUUCCCCGAGAGUCCUCAGGGCAAAGUAUUGCAGGUGAUCGUGUGGGGCAACUAUGGACGGAUGGAACGCAAGCACUUCAUGGGCGUGGCGAGGGUGCUUCUGGAGGAACUGGACUUGACCACCCUGGCCGUGGGUUGGUACAAGCUCUUCCCCACAUCAUCCAUGGUGGACCCUGCCACUGGCCCGCUACUGCGCCAAUCCUCUCAGCUGUCCCUGGAGAGCACCGUGGGGCCCUGUGGGGAGCGCUCGUAGUGGCUGAACUUGGGGAGGGGUUGCCCAGAGACUAUGCCUGGAUC